Athene cunicularia (burrowing owl) is the source of this 1121-nucleotide messenger RNA. It is a transcript of the gene ACOT7, whose product is annotated as acyl-CoA thioesterase 7. Gene Ontology annotation, cellular component: cytosol; nucleoplasm; extracellular exosome. The transcript is spliced from 8 exons. Gene Ontology annotation, biological process: palmitic acid biosynthetic process; acyl-CoA metabolic process. Gene Ontology annotation, molecular function: long-chain fatty acyl-CoA binding. Bases 101 to 919 code for a protein of 272 amino acids. Lineage: Eukaryota; Metazoa; Chordata; Aves; Strigiformes; Strigidae. The record is from RefSeq and is a predicted model, not a curated record.
GCGUGUCGUGGCUGUGGCGCUACCCUCGCUGUCCCAUCGUCCCCAGGAGCCCUGCGUGGCCGCGCUGGCGCGGGUGGAGCGGACGGACUUCCUCUCCCCGAUGUGCAUUGGCGAGGUGGCCAACGUCAGUGCCGAGAUCACCUACACCUCCCGGCACUCGGUGGAGGUCCAGGUCAAUGUCAUGUCUGAAAACAUUUUAACAGGGGCAAAGAAGGUGACGAACAAGGCGACGCUGUGGUACGUGCCGCUGUCCCUGAAGAAUGUCAACAAGGUCGUUGAGGUUCCCCCCAUCCAGUAUGCGAGAAAGGAGCAGGAGGACGAGGGGAAGAAGCGUUACGAGGAGCAAAAGCUGGAUCGGCUGGAAACUAAGCAGAGAAACGGCGACGUGAUCUUCCCCGUCAUCAACCCAGACAGGCAGACGAAAGAGCCGCACACCGUUGGCUACAGCCAGUCCAGCCUGAUCCACCUGGUGGGACCGUCGGACUGCACGCUGCUGGGCUUCGUGCACGGAGGUGUCACCAUGAAGCUCAUGGACGAGGUCGCCGGGAUUGUGGCCGCCCGCCACUGCAAGACCAACAUUGUCACUGCCUCGGUGGACGCCAUCAACUUCCACGAGAAGAUCAAAAAAGGCAGCGUCAUCACCAUUUCGGGGCGCAUGACCUUCACGAGCAAUAAAUCCAUGGAAAUCGAAGUCUUUGUGGAUGCUGACCCCUUCGUGGACGAGCCACGGGAGCGGUACCGUGCCGUCAGCGCCUUCUUCACCUACGUCUCCCUGAGCAAGGAGGGGAAGCCCCUGCCUGUCCCGCAGCUGCUGACGGAGACGGAGGAUGAGAAGCGGCGCUUCGAGGAAGGGAAGGGCAGGUACCUCCAGACGAAAGCCAAGCGGCAGGCGCAGAUGCAGCAGGCUGCCCGGCAGUGACCCCGUCCUGCGCCGCCUUCGCCCGCCAAACGUCCCGGUCCCCGUUCAUGUUGUGUCCGGUCUGCCCCGGGCCUCGCGCCUUCGCCCGCCCCAGCCUGCCGCCGGAGCUGCCGCGGCUGCUUCGCUGCUGAUCGGUUUAGCGCCGUAGACCUCGUGCUUUAGGUGGCUUAAGCACCCCGAAAGCCCCCGGGGAGCCCUCCCG